CACCAACGCAUUAGAGAUGCUCUAAAGUGUUUAUAAAGAUAUUUUUUCUUUUUAGAUAGGGUGAGUAAAGUUUUGAUUGGUGGAUUCCUAGGCCAAGAGAUUGGUGGAUAAUUGUUGGCCGACGUUUUCUGCUGAAAGAGAUGGCGAACCAGGAAAUGGAUUUUCAUUUCAAAUAAAACCGGAGAAACUAAACGGCGAUCUUUUUUUAUCGUACUCAAUGGCGGCGGUAUCGUCAACGGCGUACCAUGGAAAUCCGGAGCUCAGCUUCAAGCCUCGACUUCGCCGCUUGUUUCCGUCUAAUGUCAAUGCCACCAGCCAGAGGUCUGUAGCUAUGGCGUCCAUAAAGAAGGUGAACAAGUAUGAUCCGAGUUGGGAAAAGAAAUGGUUCGGUGCUGGGAUAUUCUAUGAGGCAACUGAAGAUGUGGAGCUCGACGUCUUCAAAAAGUUGGAAAAGCGUAAGUUCUUGAGCAACGUGGAGAAGGCAGGAUUGCUCUCAAAGGCAGAGGGUCUUGGUUUCACUCUCUCCUCUAUAGAGAAGCUAGGCUUGUUCUCCAAGGCUGAAGAGCUCGGUCUGCUAAGCCUGCUCGAGAAAGUGGUUAGCUUGUCACCAUCUGCAUUGGCCUCAGCGGCGCUGCCCGUUCUUACGGGCGCCAUUCUGUGCAUAGUGUUGAUUCCAGAUGACUCCGCUGAGCUUGUGGCUGUACAGGCAGUUUUGGCUGGAGUGCUCGGGGUAGGAGCUGUUGGGUUGUAUGUUGGGUCUGUGGUUUUGGAAGGGUUGCAAGAAACUGAAUGAAAAGGCUCUCAUAGGAGUCGUAGCAUAGGAGGACCAGUGCCAUAAAAAUAGCGGGUCUGUUGUUCUAUUCUACUAGUAUAGUACCCGUGCAUACGCACGGGAUAGAGCGGUUGGUGCAUAUAUUUUUUACUCAUGAUCUAAUUAAAUAUUAAAAUAGAAACAACUUUUUAGGAUUCUACAUUUUCGAAAAAAAUUGUAAUUCAAUCAGCUAAUACCUUAAAAUAUAUAUUCAAUGAAGAGUAUAUUAGGAAAAAUUAAUUGACA
This is a messenger RNA of Cuscuta epithymum, 1057 nucleotides long. NCBI's taxonomy places the organism in Eukaryota, Viridiplantae, Streptophyta, Magnoliopsida, Solanales, Convolvulaceae. The record is from the annotation of a GenBank genome assembly.